UGGCACGAACAAGCAGUCCAGUUUCUGAACCCCGAGAUGUUCCACCCGCGAACUCCUCAAGCCCUCGCCCUCGUCCCUGUGGUGGUGGUGGUGGCUCUGCUGGUGGCCGAGAGCCACAGCUUUCCUACACAGCAUGCCGCCCAGCAAAUCAUCAACAACGACUUUGGAGCAGCACAGCUAGGUUUAUCUAUAGUUAUAAACCAAAUGGCUUUGCUGAGGAUACUCAAUGAGUCUUCUAUUAUCAAUACAACACCCACAAGACACAAGACCUACAGAGUGUACAAGCACGCUGCUACACAUCCGCAAGCCGUUCAGGCUUGUCAGCAGCUGGGUGGUCGCCUUGCUCUCCCCACGAAUAAAGAGGAGGACGAGAAGAUAACUCAGCUCAUCGGUGUCACUUUUAACACCAGAGGAUGGACUACAUACUGGAUCAGCGGCACAGAUCAAGACGAGGAAGGAAAGUGGAUUGAUAUUGUCACAGGUCAACCUUUACGUUACACCAACUUCAAACCUGGUCAACCCGACAACGGUAGUGGUACAGAGCACUGUGCGCACAAAUCCGGUAACUUUCCUGGGUGGAACGACGAUCAGUGCGCAAACGCUGGACAAGGUUACGUGUGUGAGUUUAUGGACGUGUAGCAUGUGGAGUUACUUCAACAAAAAAAAAAAUAAAGAAAGAAAGAAAGAAAGAAAGAAAGAAAGAAGAAGAAGAAGAACAAGAACAAGAACAAGAAGAAGUAGUAGUCCUUUGCUUAAAUAUAAUCUAAAAAAUUCAUUAUGAACAGGAAUGCAGUCACAAAUAUAUAGAAAGAAAAAAUGAAAAAUCAAGGAAAGUCGUGUAAUAAAAGCCUUUUAUCAUAUUACUGAGUUACGAGACCAAACAUGGGAAUCUACAUUUAUUUAGCAACAGGUUCCUAGCCUUCUCUCUUCCAUGUUUCUCUAAUUAAACAUGACAUUGCUC
Messenger RNA from Scylla paramamosain (green mud crab), 961 nucleotides. Its product is annotated as pulmonary surfactant-associated protein D-like. The record is from RefSeq and is a predicted model, not a curated record. Lineage: Eukaryota; Metazoa; Arthropoda; Malacostraca; Decapoda; Portunidae. The transcript has 4 exons. The coding region runs from base 37 to 639 and encodes 200 amino acids.